AUGGAGAGGGAGAACAAGACAAGUAUCUCUGAAUUCCGCCUCCUGGGACUUCCUAUCAGACCACAGCAUCAUGUUCUGUUUUACAUUCUUUUCCUGAGCAUGUAUCUCACCACAGUCCUGGGGAACCUGCUUAUUAUCUUUUUGAUCAGACUGGACUCUCACCUUCAUACUCCCAUGUAUUUCUUCCUCAGUCACUUGGCCUUCACUGAUGUCUGUUUCUCAUCAGUGACUACCCCAAAGAUGCUGGUGAACAUGCAGACAGGGAGCCAGACCAUUCCCUAUAAUGGCUGCAUCUCACAGAUGUGUUUCUUCAUAUUCUUUACUGAUCUGGACAGCUUCCUGCUCACUGCAAUGGCUUAUGAUCGCUAUGUUGCCAUCUGCCACCCUCUCUAUUAUACCACUGUUAUGAGCCAGAGUCUCUGCAGCCUGCUGGUGGUUGGCUCCUGGAUUGUCUCCUGUGCCAGCUCUUUUUCCCACACCCUUCUCCUGGCCCAGCUCAUGGGAAGAGACAACAACACAAGUGUCUCUGAAUUCCUCCUCCUAGGACUUCCCAUCAGACCACAGCAACAGGUCUUGUUCUGCAUCCUGUUCUUGAGUGUUUAUCUCACCACACUGUUUGGGAACUUGCUUAUCAUCUUGCUGAUCAGAUUAGACUCUUGCCUUCAUACUCCCAUGUAUUUUUUCCUCAGUCACUUGGCCUUCACUGAUGUCUGUUUCUCAUCAGUGACUACCCCAAAGAUGCUGGUGAACAUGCAAACAGGAAGCCAGACCAUUUCCUGCAAUGGCUGCAUCUCACAGGUGUAUUUCUUCAUAUUCUUUGCUGAUCUGGACAGUUUCCUGCUCACUGCAAUGGCUUAUGAUCGCUAUGUUGUCAUCUGCCACCCUCUCCACUAUACUACUGUCAUGAGCCAGGAAUUAUGCAUCCUACUGGUUGGGAUCUUGAUCCUCUCCUGUGCCAACUCCUUGACCCACACCCUUCUCCUGGCCCAACUGUCCUUCUGUGCAGACAACACCAUAGCUCACUACUUCUGUGAUCUGGCUGCUUUGAUCAAGCUAUCCUGCUCAGAUAUCUCCCUCAAUGAACUAGUGAUAUCCACUGUAGGGGUAGCUGUUAUUACACUGCCAUUAAUAUGUGUCAUUGUCUCUUACAUCCGUAUUCUUGCCACCAUCCUGAAGAUCCCUUCUACUAAGGGGGUCUGCAAAGCUUUGUCAACCUGUGGCUCUCACCUAUCUGUGGUGUCUUUAUAUUAUGGGACAAUCCUUGGUCAGUAUUUUGUCCCAUCCUCCAAUAACUCUAAUAUCAAAGACAUCAUUUCUGCUCUGAUGUAUACAGUGGUGACUCCCAUGCUGAACCCCUUCAUCUACAGUCUGAGGAACAGAGAUAUUAAUGGGGCCCUAAAGAAAGUCCUUAGGGGAAUGUUCUCUUGUCCUUCAUAG
Molecule: messenger RNA, 1437 nt
Organism: Vombatus ursinus (common wombat)
Lineage: Eukaryota; Metazoa; Chordata; Mammalia; Diprotodontia; Vombatidae
Product: olfactory receptor 1J4-like
Biological process (GO): G protein-coupled receptor signaling pathway
Cellular component (GO): membrane
Molecular function (GO): olfactory receptor activity; G protein-coupled receptor activity
Source: RefSeq, a predicted model, not a curated record